GAGCGCUUUUCGGUCAUGAGGAACCCAUGGGUGCGGUUGUUCGGCCAUGGGCGCACGAAGCUGUCAACUUGCAGGCUUCAGGUGAUGGAACACUUAUCCGGGGCAGGCCGGAAGAUUAUGAAGGCCAACCAUUAUUUAGUUCGUACUGGAAGUGGAAGGAGGAUUUGAUUUGGAGCUCGGGGUGCGCUCAAAGAAGUGGAGCAGCUCAAAAGCGGCUCAGUGACUGGUCGAUCUCGCCAUCGCAGUUGCAGGGUACGUCGGUCGAAUGUCCUCGGGCUCGAUCUCGGUCUCGCACAAUUGUCCACGUGCUCUUGAUGGUCGUCUAUCCGUCGAGCGAGGGCUCUCGUGCAUCCCCCGUGUUGUGGGAGACGGUGGAUUCGGAAGCUGCGUGACAUGGCCGCGAGUGAGUGAGGCAGGCACGAGAAUGAGAAUGAGAAUGAGCGAGACCUGAAUCAGAAUUACUCGUGAAUCUCAAAAGUUUCGGAGUGCCGGGCAAUUGAUAAGCCUUCUCCUUCUUGAAGAUCUUCCUGCCACAUUCGUAACCAUAGCGCAGCGCACAGGACGGGGAGUGGUUUUGGAACAGCUUAAUUUGAGAUUUGAGAUAGAGCCAUGGGGACCACGACCCUGAGGAUCGUGUUGCCAGCGUCGUGGGCCUGUCCAAAAGCUGAAGCAAUUCAAGUCCAGAGUAAUCGGUAUCUACGUAGGCCGACGACAGUGGUGGACUUCGGAACCAAGCUGCAAUGUCGGACACAUUUAAGUCGCGCUUCUUCUUCUGUAAUUGGAAAUGUGGAGAUCCCCGGGACCUGUCAGCUGAGAAGAAGAAGAAAAUUCUUUUCUUCGCAUGGGCCGGCGAAAUGGGUCUGCAGCGCUGUGGAUUCGGUGGAGCAGGGAGAAGUCCGUCUGGAAGAAAGGGAUGCACAAUGUGAACUUGUAGAACCGCUGCGACAACUAGUGGAGCAACGAGGGGGCGAUGUCGAGUCUGCCGAUGAUCGAGAACUGUUACGGUUCCUGCGAUCAAGGUCCAUGGACAUGGACAAAGCUGCAGCCGCAUUCGUCAGUCACCAGAAAUGGAGAUCAGAGUAUGUCCCAAAGGGCAGAUUCACCGAAGCCGAUUUGCCCACCGAGCUCGACGCAAAGAAGUCAUACUGGAUAGAGCAGGACAAGAAGGGCCGUCCUGUGCUCCUCACUCUCGGCCGCAACCAUGUCUACAACAAGCAGGAUCCCGGUGAAUUUACGCGAUUCCUAGUCUAUGCACUCGACAAAGCUAUAGCAGGGGCACCUCCGAACACCCACAACUUUCUUACCGUUGUCGACCUGAAGGGAAUUGGGGUGAAGAAUUUAGACUCCAAGUCCUUGUUAGUCGCCUUCGAGGUGCUGCAGAAUCACUACCCUGACCGGAUCGACAAGAUUUUCAUGGUGAACGCGCCUUUGAUAUUCAAUGGACUCUGGAAAGUUGUGAGUAAACUCAUCGACGAAGGUACGAAGAAAAAGAUUAUAUUUCUUAACAAUAAGAACCUUACCGAGACCCUUUUAAAAGAAAUAGAUGCCGAGUUCUUGCCCAAAGACUACGGCGGUAAUGCUGACCUGCUUCUCUUGCAAGAUGCCAUUGUCUCCAAGGGGCCCGACGCUCCUCUGGAAACUGCCGACCAAUCAUCUUACCUCUGAAAAAGUCCGACCACUGUUCUGAAACUUGAGGUGGCACCAUAAAGGCACACUGCGCCGGUAGAGUUGUGUAAGGUAGGAGGAAAGUUUUGAAGCUUCGAGUGGGCAGGUAACGAGAAAGAACUGUAAAUACUGUGUAACACUUUCCAAGGAAGCGAGCUUACAUGCGAAUGUUUACAUUCCGUGACGUGUGAGUUCCAUCUUUUUAUUUCUUCUACACUGUCUAAAAUGGUAGCAAAUUAAUUAUCAAGUUUUAUGUCGAAGGGAAUUCUAGUACUUCAUCGUACCUACACAACUCCAUGAUGUGGCGAAAGAACAUAAGAACAUCAUCGGCGAGCCUAGCUCGACGAUGUAAUCUUUCACUUGUACGGAAUCAGACGGUAAGGUCGCCUGGAGACGAAAAGAAGUUUUGUUCGCAUCUGCCCGCAUCCCCCAUUUCUCCCAAAGUGCGGACAGGUAUCUAUGAAAAAAAUUUAAAAUUUUCGUACGUAUGAUACAAAUGGGUAGGUGUAUGGAGAAACUCCCACCUCCAGGUAUUUUCAGUAUGUACAAAAUCAGCAUUCAUCAAUGUAUUCCGUAAGUGGAACAUAUUUGUGUUGCUCAGCUCAUCUGAUCAGAACUCGACUUCUCUAGAUGCUUAGCGCUGGCUAGUCAGAAUCAGACAUAUCCGUCGCUUCACCAUCUGCAUCUUGCGAAGGCGAAGCCCUGACACUUUCCCCAUCAUCGGUGUCCUCAUCCGGAGCGCAAGGGAAGGAAGGGCCACCGGAACCGAAAUUGUUGUUACUGGGUACAGCUGGAAUAGUUUGAGAAGGCUGACCGUUUGAACCUUCACCCCCGGUUGAAAAGUUUUCAAUAGGAGGAGUGCUAACCAGUUUGACAUAGCUAUCUUCCAACUUUGCUAACUUCGCAAUUAUGUGUCGUUUCUCUCGUUCAAGCGCCUCCUUCACAGACAAUAGCUCCUUGCGACUCUGCUUUUGUAGUAAAUUCAUGGUCGAAGCAAGAAGCGUCUG
Molecule: messenger RNA, 2672 nt
Organism: Marchantia polymorpha subsp. ruderalis
Lineage: Eukaryota; Viridiplantae; Streptophyta; Marchantiopsida; Marchantiales; Marchantiaceae
Source: the annotation of a GenBank genome assembly